Messenger RNA from Diabrotica virgifera virgifera (western corn rootworm), 614 nucleotides. RefSeq names its product cysteine-rich motor neuron 1 protein-like. The record is from RefSeq and is a predicted model, not a curated record. Lineage: Eukaryota; Metazoa; Arthropoda; Insecta; Coleoptera; Chrysomelidae. The transcript has 2 exons. The coding region runs from base 243 to 548 and encodes 101 amino acids.
AGUAGUGUCAAUGUCAGGGUAAUGUUUAUCUUUAUCACCUGCUAUUUUGUUAUCAAAAUAAAAAAUGUCCAUACAUAACGUAUGCAAAAUAAUUCGGUAAUUGCAUUUACGUAAAAGAUAGCAAUUCAAAUACAUACAUAAAUAAAGAUAGCACAUAGUUUAAAAACUCAAAUAGAUCAAGUUGAAAUUGAAAUCCUUUUCUAAUCUUUGUGAAAUACAACACACAUACAAUAACAUUCAACAUGAUUGUGGGAAGUUUAUUUUUAAUCUUAUUAUCUACAGUUCAUUUCGGAAACUCCUACGUUUGUCCACCUUGCGACGAAAAAACAGUAUGUGAACCACUUUCAUGUCCAGAAGGACAAAAACCUGUUCCAAAAUGGUCAUGUAAUUGUUGUGAUACCUGUCUCACAGUGUUGAAAGAAGGAGAUAAUUGCAGUGGUAAUCCUUUCUUAGGAGUUCCAAGUAAGGUUGUAUGUGACACAGGCCUCAUUUGUUAUAAAUCAAAAUGCACAAAUGAAGAGGAAGUUGCCAAGAUUUUAAGUCAAUAGAAUUAAAAGUAUGUUAUCCUCUCUACAUAUUGUAUUACCAAGAUUUUAAUAUAAUUAUUGUUUUCA